Messenger RNA from Crotalus tigris (Tiger rattlesnake), 11423 nucleotides. It is a transcript of the gene CCDC88A, whose product is annotated as coiled-coil domain containing 88A. Gene Ontology annotation, biological process: cytoskeleton-dependent intracellular transport; cytoplasmic microtubule organization. The record is from RefSeq and is a predicted model, not a curated record. Gene Ontology annotation, cellular component: cytoplasm; centrosome. The coding region runs from base 900 to 6551 and encodes 1883 amino acids. NCBI's taxonomy places the organism in Eukaryota, Metazoa, Chordata, Lepidosauria, Squamata, Viperidae. The transcript is spliced from 32 exons. Gene Ontology annotation, molecular function: dynein light intermediate chain binding; microtubule binding.
GAGGAGGAGCAAAUAAUAAGGGCUUAAGGGGGCGAAGAAGUCGGCCGUUGUAGGGUGGGAGUGAAUGAGGGGCCGAGGUUGUGGAAAAAGCUGUGGAAGGGAGAGGCUGGAGCUCCCGGUAGCUUGGAACCAAGCGGGAGGGAGCGAUCAAUUGCGAGCGCUAAGGGACUAGGCAAGGGGGUGGGGGUUCUGCUUCAUUUUUGAUGGGUGUUGCCCAGUUACCCAUAAAGUAAGGAAGGUUAUGGGGAAAGGACGAGAAAUAGAGGUGGCAAAGAAAGCGGCAGUGUGAGGCUCUUGGGUGGGGUGAGUGCAGGAACCGGCGGUCGCCCUAUCUUCCUGGGAAGGGGGGAACGUGGAGGGGGAAAUCAUUUUGUUUAGGAAAAAGGGCGAUUUCUUUUGAGCUUGAAUCUAAGACUUCUCAAGUGGUUGGGAAGGAGAAUGCGAUUUCUGCCUUUCCUGUCAUACGUACGUUUUUUUAUUAGCUGGGGAUUAAAAUUAGCUGUCGGGGCGAGUUUCCUUGAAAUUUGCUCCCAUUCGCAUGCCUGCGGCUUGCCUGCUUGUGGUGCAGCCUAGAAGGGGGGGGGGGAGAGUUUGCAGCUGAUGUAGGAUCGUCGUCGGGUUUCUCCUUUCUCCUUCCCCUUCACCACGGAAAGAGGAGGAAGAAAGAGCCGUAGGCGAAAAAACAACAACCCCGGAACGUCCAUGGCCUCACGAUCACUCCGUUUUUGGACGAGGUGGAUAAUGAAAUCUUUGUUGCCACAGCUCUAACUACUUUUGAAUUUUAUUUGGGGACUAGCCAGGGUAUAUUCUUCCUGAAGACGUUGGGCAUUUAACGGAAUUACCGUAAAGAAGAGACUUUUCUCAUUUAACCUUUUAUAAUUCAGAUAUUUUAUUAAAACAUGGAAAAUGAAAUAUUCACACCUCUUUUGGAAGUCUUCAUAUCCAGCCCACUUGUUACCUGGGUUAAGACAUUUGGAUCCUUAGCUGGACAAAAUGCAACCAACUUGGAAGAAUACGUUGCACUUCUAGAUGGAGUUUUCUUAAAUGAAGUUAUGCUGCAAAUAAACCCUAAAGCAGUUAGUCAAAGAAUAAAUAAGAAGGUCAACAAUGAUGGAUCACUUCGAAUUCAAAAUUUGUCUAUUUUAAUAAGACAAAUUAAAUCAUAUUAUCAGGAGACAUUGCAGCAAUUGAUCAUGAUGCCUUUGCCAAAUGUUUUAAUAAUUGGAAAAAAUCCCUUUUCAGAACAAGGCACUGAAGAAGUAAAAAAACUCCUUCUACUUCUGCUUGGCUGUGCUGUUCAGUGCCAGAAGAAAGAAGAAUUCAUUGAAAGAAUACAGAGUUUAGAUUUUGAUGUAAGAGCAGCUGUUGCCGCCCACAUACAAGAGGUAACCCAUAAUCAGGAAAAUGUGUUCGAUCUCCAGUGGAUGGAUGACAGUGCUCUAACACAAGAUUAUAUUGAACCUCUCCUAAAAAACAUGGCAUUGCAUUUAAAACGACUUAUAGAUGAGCGAGAUGAACAUUCUGAGACUAUCAUAGAGCUUUCUGAAGAACGAGACUCUCUUCAUUUUCUACCUCAUGCAUCAGCAGCACAAUCACCUUGUGGAUCUCCAGGAAUGAAAUGCACUGAAAGCAGGCAACACUUAUCAGUGGAAUUAGCAGAUGCCAAAGCAAAGAUUAGAAGGCUUAGACAAGAGCUUGAGGAAAAGACUGAACAAUUGAUGGAUUGUAAGCAAGAACUUGAACAGAAUGAAACUGAAUUAAAGCGACUUCAGCAAGAGAAUAUGAGUUUACUUUCGGAUGCCCGAUCUGCCAGAGUGUAUCGGGAUGAACUUGAUGCUCUCAGAGAGAAGGCAAUCCGGGUUGACAAGCUUGAAAGUGAACUCAGCCGAUAUAAAGAAAGGCUACACGAUAUUGAAUUCUACAAGGCUAGAAUAGAGGAGCUAAAAGAAGAUAAUCAAGUAUUACUGGAAACAAAGACAAUGUUGGAAGAUCAGUUAGAGGGAACCCGAGCCCGUUCUGAUAAAUUGCAUGAAUUGGAAAAGGAGAAUCUGCAAUUAAAAGCUAAACUCCACGAUAUGGAGAUGGAACGUGAUAUGGAUCGGAAGAAAAUUGAGGAACUUAUGGAGGAAAAUAUGUCACUAGAAAUGGCUCAGAAGCAAAGUAUGGAUGAAUCAUUACAUUUGGGCUGGGAACUUGAACAGAUAAACAGAUCAUCAGAAAUUUCUGAAGUGCCACAGAAGUCACUUGGUCAUGAAGUGAAUGAACUAACAUCAAGUAGAUUAUUAAAACUAGAAAUGGAAAACCAAACUUUAUUAAAAACAGUAGAAGAAUUACAAAAUGCAAUGGGUUCCGUAGAAGGCAAUAACUCAAAACUAAUGAAAAUGGAAAAAGAAAAUCAAAGGCUAAAUAAAAAGCUUGAAGGACUUAGGAACGAAUUUACUGAAGAGAAACAGAGUCAUCAGAGUAGUCAGAAUCUUUGCAAAGAUCUCAUGAAAGAGAAAGCACAGCUUGAAAAAACGAUUGAAACUUUGAGAGAAAAUUCAGAGAGACAGAUUAAAAUCCUGGAACAGGAAAUUGAACACUUGAAUCAAACUAUCACUUCACUUCGACAGCGUUCACAAAUCAGUGCUGAAGCAAGAGUAAAAGAUAUUGAGAAGGAAAAUAAAAUUCUCCAUGAAUCUAUCAAGGAGACAAGCAGCAAAUUGAGUAAAAUAGAAUUUGAAAAGAAGCAAAUGAAAAAAGAGUUGGAACAUUAUAAAGAAAGGGGAGAAAGAAUGGAUGAGUUGGAGAAAGAAGUUCAUCAUCUUGAAAAAGAAAAUGAACUAUUACAGAAAAGGAUUACUAAUUUAAAAAUUACAUGUGAAAAAAUUGAUUCUUUAGAACAAGAGAAUUCCAGUCUAGAUGUUGAAAACAGAAAGCUGAAAAAGGCUUUAGAUAGUCUGAAAAAUCUCAGCUUUCAGUUAGAGUCUUUAGAGAAAGAGAACGCACAACUUGACGAAGAAAAUUUAGAACUCAGAAGAACUGUUGAAUCUUUGAAGAGUAACAAUAUCAAGAUGGCUCAGUUAGAAUUAGAAAAUAAAGAACUGGAAAGUGAGAAAGGACAGCUACAGAAGAGCCUGGAGCUUAUGAAAACAUCCUUUAAAAAGACAGAACGUUUAGAAGUAAGUUAUCAAGGCUUGGAUACAGAAAAUCAGAGGUUGCAGAAAACCCUAGAAAACAACAACAAAAAAAUUCAACAUCUAGAAAGUGAAUUACAAGAACUGGAGUCAGAAAACCAAAUCCUGCAAAAAAAUCUUGAGGAACUCAAAAUCUCCAGUAAACGUUUAGAAAAAUUAGAAAAAGAGAAUAAACUUUUGGAGCAAGAGACAACCCAGCUGGAAAAAGAUAAGAAACAGCUAGAAAAAGAGAAUAAAAGGCUCAAGCAACAAGCAGAUAUUAUGGAUAGUACACUAGAAGAAAAUAAUGUGAAAAUAGGUCACCUGGAAAAAGAGAACAAGUCACUCUUUAAAGAAAUUGGUUUAUGUAAAGAAGCCUCUAUUCGUCUAAAAGAAGUGGAAAAGGAAAAUAAAGAGCUUGUAAAAAGAGCUACCAUUGACAAAAAAACACUUGUCACAUUACGUGAGGAUUUGGUGAAUGAAAAACUGAAGACACAGCAGAUGAAUAAUGACUUGGAAAAGCUUACACAUGAACUUGAAAAGAUAGGUUUAAACAAGGAACGUCUUUUACAUGAUGAGCAGAGUACUGAUGACAGUAAGUACAAACUUUUGGAGUCAAGGUUAGAGUCCACCCUGAAGAAAUCACUUGAAAUAAAAGAAGAAAAAAUUGCUGCCUUGGAAGCACGAUUAGAAGAAUCGACUAAUCUAAAUCGACAGUUGCGUCAAGAGCUUAAGAUAGUGAAAAAGAAUUAUGAAGCCCUCAAGCAAAGACAAGAGGAGGAGAAAAUGGUACAGAGUUAUUCUUCAAAACUUGAUGAAGAAAGUCAGCCUGUCACUAAAUGGGAAAGAGAGAAUCAGGAAACUACUAGAGAACUUUUGAAGGUUAAAGACAGAUUAAUUGAAGUUGAAAGAAAUAAUGCAACUCUGCAGGCAGAAAAGCAAGCCCUGAAAACUCAACUAAAGCAACUUGAGACGCAGAAUAAUAAUUUGCAAGCUCAGAUUUUAGCACUUCAAAGACAGACUGUUUCCUUACAGGAGCAAAAUACAACCCUGCAAACUCAAAAUGCAAAACUUCAGGUGGAGAAUUCAACAAUUAAUUCCCAAAGCACAUCACUUAUGAACCAGAAUGCACAGUUAUUGAUUCAACAAUCAACCUUAGAAAAUGAAAAUGAAUCUAUAAUAAAGGAACGGGAAGACUUGAAGUCAUUUUAUGAUUCUCUAAUCAAAGAUCAUGAAAAAUUGGAACAACUUCAUGAGCGGCAAGCAGCUGAAUAUGAGUCUCUCAUUUCUAAGCAUGGAAACCUUAAAUCUGUACAUAAGAAUCUUGAGGUAGAAUAUAAGGAUUUAGAAGACAGAUACAGUGAAUUACUUCAGCAAAAAGUACAACUAGAGGAAUUGGAAAAAGGCCUCAAAGUGGAGCAAGAGAAAAUGCUUCAGCAAAACAAGAAACAUGAAAUGGUAGCAGUGGAAUACAAAAAGCUUUGUGAAGAAAAUGAUAGAUUAAAUCAUACAUACAUACAACUUUUGAAAGAGAAUGAAGUUCUUCAGGUUGAUCACAAGAAUUUAAAAACUUUAUUAAACAGUUCUAAACUAGAGCAAACAAAAUUGGAGGCUGAAUUUUCUAAACUUAAAGAACAAUAUCAACAACUGGACAUUACUCACACAAAAUUAAAUAAUCAGUGCGAGCUGCUUAGCCAACUAAAAGGGAACUUAGAAGAAGAAAACAGACAUCUACUGGACCAAAUACAGACUUUAAUGCUACAAAACAGAACACUUUUGGAACAGAAUAUGGAAAGCAAAGAUCUCUUCCAUGUUGAGCAAAGACAAUAUAUUGACAAGUUGAAUGAAUUGAGAAGACAAAAAGAAAAAUUAGAAGAAAAGAUUAUGGAUCAGUAUAAAUUCUAUGAACCAUCUCCCCCUAGAAGGAGAGGCAACUGGAUUACUCUGAAAAUGAGGAAAUUGAUAAAAUCAAAGAAAGAUGUCAACCGAGAACGCCUCAAAUCUCUGACUCUAACACCAACCCGCUCAGAAUCUAGUGAAGGAUUUCUUCAGCUGCCACAUCAAGAUAGUCAAGAUAGUUCCUCUGUGGGCUCAAAUUCACUUGAAGAUGGCCAGACAGUGGGAACUAAAAAAAGCAGCAUGGUUGCACUGAAAAGACUGCCCUUUUUGAGGAACAGACCGAAGGAAAAAGACAAAAUGAAGGCCUUCUACCGUCGCUCUAUGUCAAUGAAUGACCUGAUGCAGUCCAUGGUCUUAGCAGGAGGACAAUGGAUAGGUAGUUCUGAGCAUCUGGAAGGUCCUGAUGAUAUAUCCACGGGUAAAAGGAGAAAAGAAUUGGGAUCUAUGGCCUUCUCUACUACAUCCAUCAACUUUGCAACUGUCAACUCUGCUGCAGGCUUGAGAUCCAAGCAGUUGCUUAAUAAUAAAGAUGCAACAUCUUUUGAAGAUGUCAGUCCACAAGGAAUUAGUGACGAUUCUAGUACAGGUUCAAGAAUUCAAGCUUCCAGACCGGCCAGCCUUGAUAGUGGCAGAACAUCAACUAGCAAUAGCAAUAAUAAUGCAUCACUGCAUGAUGUCAAAGCAGGUGCAACUAACAACCAAAGCAGGCCUCAAAGCCACAGUAGUGGAGAAUUUAGCCUUCUUCAUGAGCAUGAAGCAUGGUCCAGUAAUAGCAGCAGCCCCAUACAGUAUUUGAAAAGUCACACUAAAUCUAGUCUCCUGCUUCAUCAUACAAUGUCAGAAAAAAUAGAUAAACAAGGAAUGUGGAGAAUUAAAACUGAAUCCCCUGGAAGUGAAAUGGUUACUCUGCAGCAAUUUCUGGAAGAAAGUAAUAAAGUUACUUCAGCAGAGCUAAAGUCUUCAAGCAAAGAUAAUCUUUUGGAUGAAGUAAUGAAAUUUUUUUCGGAGAAUGCUGAAUUAACAGGAAGAGAAAAACUAAGCAAACACACAUCAGGCAGUAGUAGUAUUGUCAGAUCGCAGAGUGUAAGGAAUACAACAGAAUUAUCUGAUGGAAAGUUAGGCAAGCAAGAGCCUCUUGCAAGGCUCAAUUUAAACAGAACAGAAGAUUCUAAAGAUUGGAACUUUUUAGAGACAUAUGCUGCAGGCACUAAAGGAAAGAUCAGAUCUGCUAAAGAAAAUGUCCAGUCACAGCGACAAUCCAAAGACUGCAAUCCCUAUGCUACUUUACCUCGUGCAAGUAGUGUGAUUUCAACAGCAGAAGGAACUACUCGGAGGACCAGUAUCCAUGAUUUUUUAUCUAAGGACACUAGGCAGCCAAUAUUUGUUGAUCCUACUCCAGCUACAGCUGAACAAAAUAUUAUAUCAUCUUCGAAUGUGGAAGCAAAACCAGAAAACAGACAUUCAAAAAGCAGUUGUAGGGAGCAAGAAAGCUCCUAAUUCAAUUGCCCCUACAACAUGAGAUGUGGGCCAAGUGGUGAGUUUUUUGCCCAAUGUGUAAAUGAGAUCAUUUUCAUUUACAGAGAAGGGAAAGAAAUUAAUAUUAACAAAUAAGAUCACAUGCACACUGCAUUAACAAUUGCCAGCAGUGCUUAGAUUAAGUGACUCGCUAUCUUGGCUACUGCCCAAGCCAAAUGAGAAUGGCAUAUUUAAUUUUACCUGCCAGGAAAGGAAUAUUUAUCUUCUUUUUCCUUUUAAAAAGUAAAAUGUUUCUCCAGAAUUCUAUUAUUAUAUAGUACCAAAUCAUUAUCUGAAUAUUGAUUUAUUGUUGUGUUUUCUGUAUUGCAUUGAUAUAGUCUUUUGGAGCAGGGCUCAUGCUUAUUAUUAUUAUGUUCAACUAUUCUGAGUGAUGCUGCUGCAUUUUGGUACCCAUUACAUUUCAAUGAGAUAGCAACUUAUCAGGGCAAGUCAGAUUCUGUAUGAAGAACAGCAGAAUUCUAUAGUUGGUAUUUUGUAAGCAGACUGCCUCUUACUUGAAGUGCCUGCUGUUUUACAUUUUUAUUUUUUGCAUAAUUCUGAUCGUACUAUGUAGUAGAAGUUAGGAAUAUUCAGGACAUUCCUUAUUAUGGUUCCCAAAAAACAUAUUUUCAGUAUGUUUCUGCUAUUCCAGGAACUAGAAACUUCUAGUAUUGCCAGUUAUUGUAUUUUUAGACAGAACUGCAGCAUGUCCAGCUUUGCAUAUGAUGAUGUAUAGGCAAAGAAAAUCAAAUGGUAUAGGUUGCAAUCCUAUAUAAAGUCAGAUUCAACAUGGUUCAGUUUUUGUAAUUUAACCCAAUACAAUAUUUUACUUUCUUACCACCAGAUGAUGAUGUCAUAUAUUUUUUAUAUAGGUUAUUUUUCCUUUUCCUUCUUGUUGCUGCUUAAACUGCUACUGUUGCAUCUUACUAGUUCUUUUAGUAGCAAAUUUUUAGAUAUAUUCUAUAGCUAAGCUUUCCUUUCAUUUUCUUUUCUCUUUCUGCUUUUAAAUUGAACACAGAGAGAAAAGUGUCCUUCAGUAUCUCAGUAUGAAGCCUUUAUUUCUGAAGUAAUAAGGUCUCCGGCUAUAGGAGUCAUGUUUUAAAAAAAAAAAAAAUCAAAAAUUUUACAGUCCUUCAUGAAUAGAGCAGUCAAGAAAUGCACAUCUUUCCUUGAAUCAAGGAAUUGUACCAGCAGCUGCUGAUGAUUUUUUUAAAAAGACAGACUAUAUUGCACAUUGCACUGUUACGCUCUAAAAGAGAAUUUUCAUCCCUCCAAGGACCAAGGUUUGUGCAGUCUCAAGAACUACUUCAGGAAUACAAUUACUAUGUUCUCGUUCUUUUAUAAACAUGGUCACCAGUUGCUUACUACUUCUGCUCUGCUAGCGUUCAGUUCUGUAAAUCUAAAAUAAAACUGUUGUAGAUUGUGGAAAUUGUUGUAAAUACAGGUAGGAAAAAUACCUCCACAAGCAUCUUGUCACUUCAGUCUUAUUGGUGUGCAUGAUGUUACUCUUGGGAAAACAAAACUGCUGAUUAUUUUGAUGUAUAUGGCAAGAAGAAUAGGUACCUCAAAACAUAAUUGAAUAUUUAAUAGACCCUCAGAUUAAUUAAUCUUUUCCAUAUAGUUUGUGUCACAAUAAAUAUACUCAUUUUGAGGGGACAAAAAGAUGCUAAAAACUAUUUCUGAAGAUUUGUUGGAUGAAAUUGAUUUUGUUUUCAACAGGAACCAUCCAAAAUAAAUUGUCUCAUUUUACAUAUUUAAUGUAUAUCUUUAAUUUGAUAUUUUAAGAUAAAUAAUGGCUUAGAAAAUGUUUCUAGGGAAAAUCCAUCAUGAACAUUUUUCAAGCUGUUUUAAUGACUAUCAUAUUUUUGUUUCUCAUGCAUUAAGAUUGAUUAAAAUAGUUGAUACUUUAAUAUUUAUAUGCGAACAAUACAGGAAAUUAGAUUUGAUUAAUCUUUGCAGAUGUACAAGGGUUUCUGGUUUCUAUUAAAUUUUCAAAGUUUAUUUUCUUACAAACCACUAAAUUAUUAAUAUUUCCAUGAUAUGUACCAUAUUUAACCUUAAAUGAUUUAUUUAAUCUUAAUAUAUGUAUAUCUUUAAUCUCAUUAUUUGUAUCUCAGCCAAAUUAGUCAUAAGUAGAGUUCCAAUAUCUUGGUUGAAUCAGAUCCAUUGCCUAUACAUUGUAUAUAUAUUUUUAAAAAUUGAUAAUUAUACUCACCAGGAUUUUGCUGACAAUCAAUGUUAUUUCUGUUAGAUAAAAAUAAAUUCUGCCCUUUUCUGUGCCAAAUGAAAAGCAACUUACAGAGCCACAGGGGUUAGCUAAGCAGAACAACUAGACAUCGUUUGGAAGCAAUACAAUGUAUACUCUUGAAACAGCUGUGCCUGGGUAGAUUUAUUCCUGAUCAAUGGAACAAAUUAAGCCAUAAUCAAUUUCUAAUUGGGAUUUAACAGAAAAAAAUUAAAAGAUUGGGUUCACAUCACCCAUAAUGAUAUAGAUUCUGUCUUGUACACAUCCAGCAAUAGUGUAUAAAUGCAUUGAUAGUGCAUUACACUGCAUACCUGAACAACUGGAGUAAUUCAAUUAAAUGGGUUAGUAUGUUGCACAAUUGCAACCAUAAAAUUUAUGGUGUAUGAUAGGCUCUCCCCGAUUUUAAUGUGGGGAAAAAAACUUACCUUAGAUAUAUGAAAAUUUCACAACUGUACCACAUCUUAUCAUCCAAGUCAGCUAAUAUCUAUAAGUACACAAGUUUUCUUAUUUCAGUAUUAAAUGUGAAUCCAGUAUGAGUGUAUGGAGAGAAAAAUCUAUAUAAAUAUCCCUAUAUAAGAUCUUUGAUGAGGAAAAAGUAGAAUCACUGAAAUUGAUCUUAUAAGUAUAAAGUAUUGGGUACACUGAACAAUCUGAAAAUUAAUAAAAUAAUUUUAGAAGGUUGAACAUAGUAGCCAGAGUAGAAUGAACGUGACCACCUUCAUUUCUCAGAAAAUGAAAUAUGAAAAUGGAAAUAUAGGGCAGGAAAAAAAGUAAUUUGAAUAAAUAAAUUUUAAAGUUUAUGCUUCCCAGAUAGCAUUGUAUAUUUAGGUAAGAAUGACAUUACACUUAAUGUGGAUAGAUUGAGAUAGCCAAGAGCAAAAUCACAUGAUUAUUUGCAGUGUCUGUUUUACACUGUGAACAGCAAUGAUACUUUCAUUUUUAUUUAUUGAUGAAAUGUCUAUCCAGAGAUCCUCAAACUGACUAUCAUUAUUACUAUUUAUUAUAUACUUGAUUUAUACUUCGCCUGCUCAAGAAAGUUAAGACAGCUAUCAUUUUUUUAAAAAAAUACAAAACAUAAAAUAAAUUCAUAUUAAAGCUAAAAUUAACAAUCAAAAAUUUAAUGGAAGAGAUGUAUCUAAUAAGCAUUUGACAAUUUUCAAAACUAGUUCCAUGAAAAUACCAAAGCAGUUGUACUAAAUCAGGUUAAAUCUAGGUUAGUUGAAUAAAAAGCUGUGUGUUACUGAAAAGAUUUGAAUGCAAGCCUCUUUAUAAAAAAUACACUAAUGAAGGGCUUCUUCAGUUGUGCUAUUCCAUCUUAGGUGACCACUAUUGUUACUUGCAGAUAUGGAAAUAUGGGAAUGUGAAAACUCUCAACAUUGGGCAGAUUUAUGGUUCUAAUCUUGUACAUCUGAAUAUUUAUCAAAUAAACUACUGUUUUGUAUGCAUUCCUUCAAAAUGUUUGCAGUUUUGGGAAACAAUCACCUGCUUUUCAAGCACUUAUUUCUGAUUGUACCUAUUUUUCUUGAUUUUUCAGUUUUGUAUGUGAUUCAUACACUGUUUUGUACUUGGGUUUAGGUACAAACUUUUUCUACAUAGUUUAAGUAGUACAAGUGACGCUUCUGGUAUAAUGAAGAUGACCAAGAGCAUAUUAUUCAUGUGAGGCUUGCCUAGGAAAAAUUAAUAAUAGAUUAUGCCUUUUUUAAUGAUCCAAUUUUGGCAGAUUUGGUUUAGUAUUACAAAGUUAUAUGUAUAUAUUUAGGCAUGAUUCAGAGUUAAAACAAACUACCAUCUUGUUUUAAUGAAGCCUAACACUGAUAAUUCUGGACAGGGAGUUUGAGAUUUGUAAACUAUGUGUAAUUUGUCUCCAUAGCUGUCUUUAAAAAAUGUAUUUUGUGAAAAGCCAGAUGAUUUUCUGCUGAGAACUUAAGAGAAAUGAACUUUGAUACAGGUAUUCUUCAGGAAAACCAAAGCCUUGUUUGUUUAUAGCUUUUCUUUCCAGAGUACAUUUGAAUAUAACUGGCUUUCCUUAUCUCUCUAGAUUUCACAAAUUUUUAAUCUAAAGAAAUUAAAAUGUAUGCCAUAGUUCUUUGUCCCAAUUUUCAUUAAUAUAGUUCAUAAAAUAUUUUUUUAAAAAAUAAAAACUCUGUAACAGUGUCAAUUUAUGUGUCACUUUAAAAUCCAUCACCUUUAGGAUUAAAUGCAAGGGCUUUUUUUUUUAUACACAACAGUAUUCAGCAGCUACAAAAUAAAAUUUGCAAAUUUGCUGUAAUACAAUGAAAAUAUUCCCAUUCCAUUGCUGCUGAUUGCUAAAGCUACAUUCUUUCCAGAAUGCAUUAUUUCUUAAAAUUCUUGUAUUUUGAGAGAUGGCACAGCUCCAACAUGGGGCCAAUAUAAGUUAUCUGUAAACUCUAUUGUAUUGUGUAUAACUCAAACACUGUUCAGAAUGGAACUGCCUUAAAGGAAAAACAGCAUGUCACUGUGACACAAUCUAAACACUGUUAUACAGAAACUGUUAUUUAAAGUUGUAACUUCCUUUUCUUAUACCUAUUAAGGAGUUUUGUAAUGUUUGCCAUUGUACACUACUUAUGUUAUUAAAAUUUGAAACAAAA